CCGGAGUGCAAGGCCGAUGGAGGAGGAAGUAGAGCUGCCAUGGAGGUUCGGGUGGUUUGUAAGCCCAGCGCUUCCGUGGGCGUUUGGAGGUUCGGUUCAGCUUCCGUGAAGCGCCAAGUCUCUUUUGAUGUACGACCAACUGCUUGAGGGGGAGGUUCGGCAGACUUCCUUCGCGAAAUCCUAGAGGUUCUCUGACCCCAUAAUCGAGCGAAAAGCCGAGGCUCGAAAAAAGGUUCGGUAUUGGGGUCCGUUUGAUAUGACCAGAGGUUUGGGUAAAAGCUAUUGCGAGCUUCUUGAAGUGGAAGGCUGGAGUUCGUUGAAGCGCUAUGAUGGCUGGGUGCAGUGUGGCUAGACAGGCAGGCAGUUAUGUUCAUGCGUAGUCAGCAGCAGCAGGUUCGUGCUCAGCAAGCAGCCGACCUCGCGGUUGAGGUUGGGUUGGGGUUCGUUAGAGGCUCGGUAAAGGGUCGGGUAAAGGUUCGGUAAAACCUCUCGACCAGAUGGAAUGGUACAGGAAGGGGAGGAAUUGAGUCGACAUCCGGAUGGUUGAAGUGGCUAUUCAGGUAACUGCUUGUCAGUUGGUACGAAGUGCGUGGUUGUGUGAGGUUAGGUUGGGGGUCGUUGGAGCCUUGGUGAAGGCUCGGUUAAACCUUCGGAAAAGAGGAAAUGAUACAUAAUAGGCGUAGGAAAGUGGGUCUAAAUACUGACUCUAGGGUGUGGCGUCGUUGGAGGCUUGGUGAAGGCUCGGUUCAACCUUCGGAAGAGAGGAAAUGAUACAUAGGAGGGGAAGAAAAGUGGGUCUGAAUACUGAAUCUAGGGUGUUCAAUCGUGAGCGCUGAAUACAGAGAUUGGAAACGAGGAUAUGCUAGUUUCUUUUUUUUUGGGGGGGGGGGAGUAUUUCUCGAUUUACCAGGCGUUUUUGGUCUUAUCUUGAGGAGAGUUUUCUCCGUCGUCGUCUUUUCUUUUUGCCGAGGAGUCGUCGCCGGAGGCGCGGGAAUCGAAACUGUGAGAGGUGCGCCCGCGUGGAGAGUUCUCACGAGUUGGAAACAGUUCAUUGCAAAUCACGAGAUUGUUGGAAUUUCGUGCAGGAGCUUUUAUGAAUUUGGAGAAAGUUAAUCUGCUGCGUCUCGUUGCUAGUGAGAGCCGCCUUUGCUUUUUUUUUUUAUCGGCCACUGUCGGUGACGAUUGCUAUGGCCACGAUGAUGGCGAUGAUGGCGAUGAGGGCGAUGAUGCCGAUGAGGGGGAUGAGGGGGAUGAUUACUACGACGGCGAUGAGGGCGAUGGUGGAUUACAGUCUCAGCAGAUUGGAUUAAGCUACCGUCUUCACCCGAAUACAACGCACGGUCAUUAGUUUUAGCUGUAUAGCGACCCCAAUACAUUUCUAAUGAUCGUGCGUUCUAUUCGGGGGAAGAAGACGGUCGCCGAUGUUUAUCCCCACC
This is a messenger RNA of Chara braunii, 1436 nucleotides long. The record is from the annotation of a GenBank genome assembly. Lineage: Eukaryota; Viridiplantae; Streptophyta; Charophyceae; Charales; Characeae.